UCAGCAUUCUCACAGAAGACGAUUUUUUUUCUUAAAUGUCUUGCCUUUUGCAAGCUUUUAUCAGACAGGUAAGAAUGCUGUUUUAUUUUUCCUAAUGAGAAUUCCUUCUGCCUGCACAAAGAAACAGAGGUAGGAGGUUUGCAUCUGAAUUGUGAUAUGGAGUGUGCAGACAAUCUCCCAGACGAAGUAUUAAAAGUCCUGAAAUAAUUCAGAAAAUGCAAGUGCAUGAGCCUGGCACUCCGACAGGCUUAAUUUUCAGCCAAAAAUUUGCGAGAUAAGUCACAGCAAAUGGGCUCUUUAUCCUUCAGUGAGCAACAUUAUCAAAAUCAGCAUUUCACACAGGCAAGCUUUUUCAUUUUAAACGCUACCUCCAAAUACAAACACUAGAGCAGAGAUAAGAUUCAUAUGGAGAAAAUCUACUGCUUAACUUCUUUUGUGAGCUCCCAAACACACUUUAAUGAGUUACAUGAAUAGUCAGUGACUAGAAUUUCAAAGCAGAGUGAAAUCCUCAUCAGAUUAGCUUUGAAAAUGUUUCAAAAACGUUCCAUGCUUUUUCUCCCAUUUAAAUUUUUAUUUUAUGUAAGAGUGCGUGUCUUCAUCUAAGCUUGAUAAAACUGUGAAAUAUGAUAAAUUUAGCGAACAUCAUCAUCAUUAUUUAUGCUUUAUCUUGUGUUUUUAUUCAAUGCAAUGUAGAACAGAUAUUAAUAACUCUCCGUCUACACUCCAUAUCGUGUUCCAAGUCCGUAUAAAACAUGUCGUCUUCCCCCUCACCUCUGGCGUCGUGUUUUCUCCACAGCACAGGACUGUGGCAGGCGCUGAGUCAAUCUCAGACCCAUCGCACAGGCCUGGAAAGAGCCUGACAGAGGGAGAGGCGAUGAGCCAGGGUCAAUACAGAUGUCUUGAGCUGUCCAACAAAGACCAUCAAGAAAACAGAACCGGUACGUUAUGUGCACGUAUUUGGGAUGGCUUGCUAUGCUGGGAUGACACACCAGCUGGGACGUCUGUAACACAAAACUGUCCAGAUCACCCUGACCUGGACGCAACUGAAAAAGUGACCAAACAUUGUGAUGAAUUGGGUAACUGGGUCCACACUGGGCCCCCUUGUCAGCCAGCUUCAAAGAACAAAUUAGAGAAGGAAGUCCCACAUUUCUUAAGAGAUGCUGCGGAAGAGCCCACCACAGAAGCCACAGGAGUAAACACAGAAAAAGGUGGUGUUAUGGAUAUCAUCCUCAAUAACGAAAAGAAAUGCUCAGAGAAAAUGUUGAAAGAUCCAUCUUAUAAUAAAUCAGGUCUGUACUGCAGUCGUAACUGGGAUGGAUGGCUGUGCUGGGACGAUACUCCUGCAGGAACCAAUGCCUCACAAAACUGCCCUGAUUAUUUCAGCGAUUUUGACCCCACAGAAAAGGCAACUAAGUACUGUGGAGAAGAUGGUCAGUGGUUUCAUCAUCCAGAGGCCAACAAGAUUUGGACCAAUUACACACUCUGUGCAACCACCCAUGAGAAGAGGCUGAGGAAACUGAAAAUGCUUGAGAAUGAAUACAAAUGCCUCCUGAAAAUAAAUCGAGAUCCACCUUUCAACACAUCAGGUCUUUACUGCAGUCGUAACUGGGAUGGCUGGCUGUGCUGGAACGACACUCAAGCAGGAACCUACGCCUCCCAAAACUGCCCUGAUUACUUUUCUGACUUUGACCCAGCAGAAAAGGUAACUAAAUAUUGUGGAGAAGAUGGGCUGUGGUUUCGCCAUCCAGAGAGUAACAAGAUCUGGACCAACUACACACUCUGUGCUGUCAAUACUAAGGAGAAAUGGAAGGCAGCUGCCCAGCUCUCAGGGGACACUGAGUUAGAGCCCACCAACGAGGCCACGGUCAGUCCCAUGGUCAUCCCAGAAGAGCAGGAAAUUGUGAGGAAGAAAAUCCUCGACAGCCAGUACAAGUGCUUUGAGAAAAUGAAUCGAGAUCUACCUUACAACAAAUCAGGGCUGUACUGCAGUCGUAACUGGGAUGGCUGGCUGUGCUGGGAGGACACUCCAGCUGGAACGUACACCUCUCAAAACUGCCCUAAUUAUUUUGUCGACUUUGACCCGACAGAAAAGGCCACAAAGUAUUGUGGGGAGGACGGGAAGUGGUUUCGACACCCGGAUACCAACAGGACUUGGUCCAACUACACACUCUGCAAUGAAAGCACUGAGGCAAAGUUGAAGUCAGUGUUCAUCCUCUUCUACAUGGCAAUUGUGGGUCAUGCUUUAUCCAUAGCCUCCUUGCUCAUCUCUCUGGCCAUCUUCUUCUACUUCAGGAGUCUGAGCUGCCAAAGGAUCACCCUGCACAAGAACCUCUUUUGCUCCUAUGUGCUCAAUUCAGCCCUCACCCUCAUCUCUCUCCUAGCAGUGGUCAAUAAUCCUCAAGUGGUGGGCAGAAACCCGGUCAGCUGUAAGGUGUUGCAAUUUUUCCACAUGUACAUGCUGGGCUGCAAUUAUUUCUGGAUGCUCUGUGAAGGCAUUUACCUGCACACACUCAUUGUGGUGGCUGUAUUUGCAGAGGAGCAACAUCUGCAUUGGUACUACCUCCUGGGCUGGGGCUUUCCUCUAGUGCCUGCAUCCAUCCACGCCGUGGCAAGGAAAAAGUAUUUCGAUGACAACUGUUGGAUUAGUGUGGAAACCAAUCUGCUCUACACAGUCCAUGGUCCUAUAGUGGCAGCACUUCUUGUAAACCUCUUCUUCUUACUUAAUAUUAUAAGAGUGUUGGUCACCAAGUUGAGAGACACACACCGGGCAGAGUCCAACAUGUACAUGAAAGCAGUGAGAGCCACCCUGAUCCUGGUGCCCCUGCUAGGAAUACAGUUUGUCAUAAUCCCCUGGAGGCCAGAGAACCGGCUAGCUGGGGAGGUCUACGAGUACAUCAUGCACAUACUUAUGCACUACCAGGGAUUAUUGGUGGCAACAAUAUUCUGCUUCUUCAAUGGAGAGGUGCAGGCAGCUCUAAAGAGACAGUGGAUGCAGUACAAAACCCAGUGGGGUCAGAGACGAAAGGACCACUGUUCAAUGCGCUCCACGUCCUACACAGCAACCUCCAUCACCGAGGUGCCCGCCUUCAUGUACCACCAUGACUGUAACAGCGAACAUUUGAACGGGCGCCACACGGAGGACUCUGAACUGGUGGCACUGAAAUCAGGAGAAACGUACGCUUGAGCCACAGAGUCACAACGGAGGUAGAGAGUGUAGCGGUGGGAACAGCUGAAGAAGAGCAACAGAGCAAUGGAGAUGUACAGUAAGAAAUGAAAAUGAUUCCAGUUUGCCCGCCAUUUCUCAGUGAUUAAAUAUCAGCCCAGGACGACAAUACUGGUCAGGAAAUAAAGAGCUCAUUGGGACGGAGACGGACUAGCUGACAUUUUACUUUACAUUGCUGUUGCGGCUGCUUUUAGAUUGAUGUCAAGAACUUGUGGCAUGAGACAAGAGCUGCUUUUUGACAUGUGCCACUUCCUAAAGCUGCUAAACUGUGAGUGUGCUCACAGCGAUGGAGACAGUGUGGAGACAAAAAUAACUGUGACUGUGAUGACAGUGAGGGUGCCGAUGUUUCCUGUUUUGAAAUGAUGCUGCUGAAUGUGACAGUGAUGGUAAUAUGGGUUCUGAUCGACAUGAGGCAGAGGUCAAUAAUGAUUUUGAUGGUGUCAUGAUGAUGAUGAUUCUUAAGGUGAAGUAGAAGAACCACUCCUUCCUAACCUCACCUAUACCAAAGGGUACUGUAUGUUGGUCACAGCUAUGAAGGGGUGUCCAAACCGACACACACACACACACACACACACGCCAUCAAACUUCACAAACCUGAUCGUAUGUGCCAUGAUAGAGGUCGAAUUUCAACAGAACCUCUGUGCUUGAAGCUCUGGAAUUGUGUACAUAAUGUUUAAUUUGGAAAAAAAAAUGAUGUUCAGAUGUUUUAAAAGGAUUUUAUUUUUGUUUUCUAUUAAUAUUUUAUUCUUGCCAAUUCCUAAGUACGUGCUAAGUGUGUCCUGUGAUGCUGCACUCCUGACUGCUUUGUUGUUUUGCAGUUGCUGUAUUUGUGCUGAUGCCGAACAUCACAGGGCUGAGAAGCAAAAAGAAGAAGCUAAAUGCACAAAUGAAUAUAUGAAUAAAAAACUUUAUUUUAAGGUUAUUUAACAGCCACAAGAGUUGUUUCACUGUGUAUGAUUCAAAUAUGCUAUCAGUUGUGCCAAUGAUUCUGACAAACGAGCAGCUUCUGUGUUGAAGCUGCACUGUCUGAUUUUAUUCACAAUUAUACUUUAUCAUGCUCAUGAUGCCUUUAAUCUAUGAUAUUCUGUCCUCCAUACAUAUUUAUUCAUGAAUUUUGUAGCAUUUUUUUUAUGAAUGAACAUCCAGGGCAAAGCAAAGUCUCGCUAAAGAUGAAAUGAUGAGAAUCCAUACUGUCUGCACAUUAAAAUCUUAAAGCCUUGAUCACAAUCUUGCACAGACAAAGAAUAAUCUACUCUUUAUCUUAAAUGUAUUCAUAUUACUCUUCAUUUUAUUGUUGCUUUGUCAUAACUGUGCCAUAUGAUUGUGUAGGAUGAAAGUUAAGAGUAUUGAUGGCCAUAGUGCAUUUAAUUAUGAGUACCAUCAAAAAGACCACCCCGAAUUUUGCUUUGUGUCCGUAUCCAAAAUUUUAAAAAUCUGGUUUGUUAAAACUUGGAUAAAUUGUGAAAGUUACUUAGAAGGCUAAUACGCUUCUAAAUUGCAUUUCUGAUAACAGACAUUUAAAUUCAGCUAGGGAAAAACAUUAAUUAUUCUAGAGCCAGUGGCCAAUAAAGCCUCUAGGUGGCUCAGACUGCUGUGAUAUGUUUGUUGACCCCUUUACAGAAAAUUACCACUCUCUGUUUACAUAACAGAGAAAAAGUUCAGAGAACCAAAAUGUUUGUAAAAGACACAAAGAAGGAGCAUCUUUAAGGAUAAGUCUGGGGAUAUAUAUUAUUUAUUUAUUGGUAACAAUUCUCAUGAAAAGACUAAACCAACAAUGCAUUAGACCAUCUCUCAAUACUGUUCUACACUGUCUGUGGCACUCAGCUAAAAGCCCAUCAUUUCCUACAGUAAUGAAGAUGUCUUGAAGAGCCUUUAAAAAUGAGUAAAACUAUAUAUAGUUUAAAUUUUUCAAAUAUGACUUUUUUAAAACAGCGGAGCACUGCAGUUUUUGGGAAAUGUUAACUAAGUAGUGUUGUUGGGGACUGUUUUUAGCCAUGCAUUAAUACAUGUUUGAUGCUCCAGUGAGUACAAGCAGCAUGGAUGGGGUAUGUGGGAUUUACUCAAAACCAACUACAGUCCCAGUGUUCAUGGUAAUGAAGGUAAACCGGUGCAGCAGUGUGACUCACUGGUGUGGUUUUAAUAGUUUUAUGGAGAACAAUGGAUCACAGAGGGAUAAAGUAUAUCCUUGACACACAGAAACAAUAUCAUAGCAAUUCGUUGUCGGUUUAUAAAGACAAAAAUCUUUUUCUGUCUACAUGGGUGCCACUGUGUUCAUGUAUCUGUUGGAUUUUAUGUCACCAUAUAUUUGAUAGAAUAAUUUUUAGGUUUUCUUGUCAACUGGAAUAACUCUUACCAAGAUUUGUGUGAGACAUAUGAGAUAUUUGUGGGUACAGUUUGAAAUGUAUAUUUCCAUGGACCUAUAGUGAAGCAAAGACAAGAUUUGCACAUUUAGGCACACAGAAUAAGGCUAGUUGAUCUUUAUAGUAUGUUGGAAAAAACAAGUUUGCUUUGGGAUAUUUGGCUUAUUAAUUAACAUUAAUAUAAAAUCCAAGAUAAAUGAUUAAGAAAAUCAAAGAUAAAUUGUUAACGUGAUUUCUGCAACAGCAAUAUAACCAGAUAAAUAGGACCCUACCAAAAGGUCGCCUUCGUGGAGGUUUAUCUGGGAGGAGAUUUAAACACUCACCACUGUGAGCUAAUAACAUUAAAUUGGUCUAAUUGCCAAAUUAAAUAAUAUCAAUCAAGUAAUCAAAGUCAAGGAUGCAGCUCUUCAGUAGCUGUAAAGGUGCAGUUUAGCUAACAUUCCUUUCCAUUCUUGAAUAAAACUGACAUUUGGACCUGUUGCAAUAUUUCAAUGCCUUUUGUUGCUCAUCGGGUAUAAGGAAGGAAGGAAAGAAGGGAGAGUGACAAUCACUAUGAGAGAAAGACAUCAUGAUGACAGAGCAGGUUUUAUGCUACACAUGUUCUUGUGUGUAAUUUUAAAGUAUGUUAUUUAUUUGAGUAUAUAAUUCAUCUUCCUCUUCGUCUUUAUAACGGUGAUUUGUCUUGGAUGGUGCACACUGUAAGACAUAGUAUUAAUCUUUUGGGUUUGGGGAAGACAGAUUCUGUAUAUUUUGUAUGUCCAUGCCCAUGUAAAUACGAGCUGACACUGUGUACAUUAUAGAUUUUUGCACUGUGAAAUACUCUGACAGCUAUUUUUGUUACGUUCCUGUCAUUCAUUUUGGCUUGUGUUUGUCUCUUUUUCCCCCUCGGCUCAGACUGGCAUCAUCUCAAAGCUGAUAAAGAAAAAAUUGCAUUUUAUAAAAGCCAAAACUGAUUGUUGUUUUUUUUUUAAAAACCUAUUUAGCACAAGAAUACAGACAUAAAAGAUU
This is a messenger RNA of Dicentrarchus labrax (European seabass), 6591 nucleotides long. RefSeq names its product calcitonin receptor (gene calcr). Gene Ontology annotation, molecular function: amylin receptor activity; calcitonin receptor activity. Gene Ontology annotation, biological process: positive regulation of cytosolic calcium ion concentration; cell surface receptor signaling pathway; adenylate cyclase-activating G protein-coupled receptor signaling pathway. Gene Ontology annotation, cellular component: axon; plasma membrane. The record is from RefSeq and is a predicted model, not a curated record. The coding region runs from base 683 to 3184 and encodes 833 amino acids. The transcript is spliced from 20 exons. NCBI's taxonomy places the organism in Eukaryota, Metazoa, Chordata, Actinopteri, Moronidae.